AUGCCUCGGUUAGAGGAGAAACAUGUGUCGAAAUAUGAGAGUAGAUCCGUUAACGGUCGGAGUUUGAUCACUAGUGGGGAAAGUCGUAACGCUUCCUGUAGCGGUCAGUCAGUCAGGCCCAAUAUUAACAUUCCAAUAGAUUUAAAUUAUUUAGGUUCUAAUCCUGAAUUAAUUCCUAACACUAAAACAGUCAUCCUUGUACAUGGUCAUGGAGCAACAGCCGCUAAUUCAACAUUAAAUCCACACGUAAAAAACGCAAUAUUAACCAAUGAAGACGUGAACGUGAUAGUAGUAGACUGGACUGUAUAUUCAAGGCUGCCAUACUCCAGGGCAGACAGGCAUGUUGCAGAAGUCGCCAUGAAUAUACACAGUUUCCUUGAAUCACAAUUCUUAUUAUUGGAUCCUAGGCUAUUUCAUUUGGUUGGCUUUAAUCUUGGCGCUCAUAUUGUUGGACAGACAGGCAGAUUGUACCAAGGCCUAGUUCCAAGAAUUACAGCUUUAGAUCCUUCCAAGACCAAUUAUAUGCUGAGCAGGACAGACGCCGUCUACGUCGAAGUAAUCCAUACUAGCGGGGGUACUCCUGUAUCAAUUGGGCUUGGAAUAGUAUUGGGAGACUUAGAUUUCUUCCCUAAUGGCGGUAGAAAGCAACCGGGAUGCAUGAACUCGACAUGUAAUCACGACCGAGCAUGGUGGUACUUCGCUGGGUCACAGACACCUGGUACAUUUAUGGCUAGGUGCUGCUCAUCACAAUCACAGAUGAAUUCAAUCAAUUGCAUAAUAAAUGGCGAAAUUAGAAUGGGAGGAAAUGAUCUAGCACCGAAACACGGAUGUCCUAGUGGAAUCCUCCUUAUCGAGACUUGCCGCUCCUAUCCAUUUUAUUUUGGUUAUUAG
Messenger RNA from Achroia grisella, 891 nucleotides. RefSeq names its product pancreatic lipase-related protein 2-like. The transcript has 5 exons. The coding region runs from base 1 to 891 and encodes 296 amino acids. The record is from RefSeq and is a predicted model, not a curated record. Gene Ontology annotation, molecular function: lipase activity. Lineage: Eukaryota; Metazoa; Arthropoda; Insecta; Lepidoptera; Pyralidae.